GUAAUUCAUCUUCAUCUUACAUUUACACCACAGGAUUGUUCAAGGAGAUCUGAUAUUCAAGCCUUUCAAGAAUUGGGACGAGCUUUACUUCCUAUUGCAUGUCGCCUUCCGUACGCGCCCCAGCAAUUGGUAGAUGAAGCCAUUCAGAUAAAAAGGACGAAUCGGAAUCCGGCACUGUAGAUAGCCGGAAAUCACAACAAAGACGAUGAAAAGCUUUUACUCCGCACUUGUCAUGACCACAUUUUAAUUCGCCAAGGAUUCCGGCUUGACCAUCCAUGAUCAGGCUUUUCUUUCCUCUACGUCGACCGUUCUCUACCAUGUCGCGCCCCAAGAACUGGAAAGCAGCCGCCCCGACGAACGAGACGACCCACUCGCCCGCCCAGCUCGCCCUCCCGAAGCUGCCUGUCGUCGAUCUCCCGGACACGCUCGCCAAGCUCAAAGAGAGUCUCCGGCCUAUCGCAUGGACAAAGGAGGAGUAUGAUACGGCUGUAAGAAAGGUGGACGAGUUCGGCAAACCCGGGGGGAUGGGCGAGGUCUUGCAAGCUAGGCUCAAGAAACGCUACGACGAGACGGAACACUGGCUCGAGGAAUGGUGGGACGAUGGUGGGUAUCUUGGAUACAGAGACCCGGUCGUAGUCUACGUGUCGUACUACUAUGGAUUUGAUGCUCAUCCUGCUCAUUUGCCCCAAACCCCUGCUGCUCGCGCGGCAGGCAUCGCCCGCGGCGCCAUGAUAUUCAGGCAACAGCUCAAACGCGGCCAGGUCGCUGCAGAGGGCACCAGGGAGGGUCCGUUUUGCAUGGACACCUAUCGCUGGAUGUUUGACAGCUGUCGUGUUCCUGGUCCCCAUGGUCUUGAUUGGAGUGUUACCCAUGCAAAGCCAAGCGACACCGGCGAUUCAGGGCACAUCGUCGUGUUUCGGAAUAACAGACCAUGGAAGGUCGACUUGACUGACAAUGGCAGGAUUUUGAGCACAGAGGAAAUUACAAAGCAAAUACAGUACAUCUACGAUCAUAGCAAGGGUAAUUAUCCCGGCAUUGGCAUUCUAACGGCAAACAACCGUGAUGUCUGGGCAAAGGACUACAUAGAACUUCUAUCUUCAUCCCAUAAUGCAGAUGUAGUAUCCGCCAUCCACUCUGCAGCCUUUACUAUCAGCCUCGACAACGCUACUCCUGUAACUGCUAUCGAACACAGCCGCUUCCUCUGGCAUGGCCAUCUCACUGGGAAUGGCACACCAGCCGGUCUACGAAACCGAUGGGUAGACAAGCCAUGCCAAUUCAUAGUAUACGACAACGGGCGUGCUGGCAUCAUGGGUGAGCACUCUGUCAUGGACGGUACCCCUACCGUUCGGCUCUGCGAUGACGUUCUCAACUGGCUCGCUGACCCCACCUUCGACCACGGUAUUCCAUCAAGAACAUUCACCCCGACGCCUAUGGACUGGGAGAUCACGCCUGCCAUCAGCCAAGCGCUCACCACAGCAGACACUGCCGCCAAGGAGCUCAUAGAGAGCCAAGAACUCGGGUUCUACCUUACGGCCUAUGGUAAAGCUGCCAUCAAGAAAUUUGGCGUGUCCCCCGACUCUUGGGCACAGAUGAUCGUACAACUCGCAUAUCGUAGACUCAUCGGGAAUGAGAAACGGAAGGGCGGGACGUAUGAGGCUGCGACGACGCGUAGGUUCCGCAAAGGCCGUACCGAGGCUAUUCGGGUAGUUACGAGCGAGUCGGACGCGUGGGUCGCGAGUAUGGAUGACUCGAGUGCCACACAAGAAGUUAGGAAGGCACUAUUUGACAAGGCGACAGAGAAGCAUGUACAAUUGGCAAAGGAGGGAGGGCUGGGACGUGGUGUAGACCGACACCUGUUUGGGCUGAAGAAACUGCUCCAGGACGGCGAGGAGGUGCCUGAACUGUUCACUGAUCCUGUGCUUGUGAGGUCUAGCUAUUGGGUACUUAGCACGAGUGCCGUGUUUUCGAAACAUUUCCCGGUGUAUGGAUGGGGAGAAGUCGUUCCUGAUGGGUUUGGUGUCGCAUAUAUGACUGGAUAUGACGACCGACUACAAUAUACUAUUACAUCUCGGACGGAGAUGCCUAAUGCCAAGUUUUGCGAGGAAAUUAUCAAGGCCGCAGAUGAUUUGUAUGAGCUGCAUGUACCGCCGUCUGAGACUCAUUGUAGAUUAUAAUUGUCUGCACUGUAGAUUUGUCCUCCCAAUAGAUGCUAUGACGGGGUCUCCAGCGCUACUGCUUAUUCUGUCCCCCCUGAGUUUAGCUACCACAAAUAGGC
Guyanagaster necrorhizus is the source of this 2275-nucleotide messenger RNA. RefSeq names its product acyltransferase ChoActase/COT/CPT. Gene Ontology annotation, biological process: carnitine metabolic process. Gene Ontology annotation, cellular component: peroxisome; mitochondrion. The record is from RefSeq and is a predicted model, not a curated record. The coding region runs from base 318 to 2174 and encodes 618 amino acids. Lineage: Eukaryota; Fungi; Basidiomycota; Agaricomycetes; Agaricales; Physalacriaceae. The transcript is spliced from 6 exons. Gene Ontology annotation, molecular function: carnitine O-acetyltransferase activity.